Molecule: messenger RNA, 1183 nt
Organism: Eucalyptus grandis
Lineage: Eukaryota; Viridiplantae; Streptophyta; Magnoliopsida; Myrtales; Myrtaceae
Exons: 1
Coding region: 228-806 (192 amino acids)
Source: RefSeq, a predicted model, not a curated record
GAGCAACUUUUGAUAGCACUUGCCCUUGGAGACCCCACACGGUUGUUCUCCUUUUUCUCCAAUCACUCUCAAAUUCCCGACUAACGUCCAAUUUACGAAGCUACUCAUGGCUUCAAAAAAGUCACAAGUUAGUCCACUAACCUCUUCUUGAUAUCUCUCUUCUUCCUCCCCUCUACCAUAUAUAUGGCCGACUGUCGAUAGCAAUACUUGCUCUAUCUAAUUAAGCCAUGGAUUGGUUUUCUUGGUUAUCGAAAACUGGUCUGGAGCCGUCUCUUGUAUAUGAAUACGGCCUCGCCUUUGCACACAAUGAGCUCGAGGAAGACGACAUGAGUCACUUCGACCAUGAGUUCCUGCAGAGCAUAGGCAUAUCCAUAGCCAAGCACCGGCUGGAAAUACUCAAACUUGCUAGGAAGGAGAAUCUUUUGAAGCCGCAUCCAUUUUCGAGUCUCGUUGGUGCGAUCAACACGACCAAGAAGCGUCUGGCCAGUUACAUGAGGAAGUGGACGCAUCGUGAGAAAUCUGCUCUCACUGUUGUGCCGAGGCUUAGUUAUGGCACCAGAUGGAGGGAUGCAAUGGUGAAGAGGAACGGGAAGUUGAUGAUGGCUAAGAAAGGGAGGUUGUUGCUCACUAAAGGGAGUCCUCUGGCGGUGUCAACGCCUCAUCUUAACAGCUUUUCAAGUCCGGUGGUUUAUGCGCUUAGUCAAGAAGAAAAGUUUGUAGAUGAUCAGUAUGAUGGGUACUGGUCUGCUGAUGGGGUUCAAGAGAUCAAAUGGGACACAAUGUUCCAAAAUCUUAAACCCACAUGAAGAUUAAAAUUUUCAUCCCAGAGUCACCAAGUUCCAGUCUCUGGAGUCGAAGUUUGCAGCUCUUCGAUGGUGCGAGAUCAAUUUUUGGUUCCUCCACCAAAGAUUGUUUGUUUCUGUAGGAGUUCUCAUCUCUGUUCUUCUAGUCUGGACUCUGGUGUAUCGUGCACUAGAUAGUCUUUAGCUACAGAAUAUUAUCUCAUCUGCAGGGAAGUUUAAUGUCACCACAUGUGAGGUCGAUUUGUCUUAGGCAUGAGUGAGUUUAUUCUGGAAGUAGCUCAUUUUUUGUCCUAGUAACCGUAAAGGCUAAUUUGGUUCGUUCGCAAUGUUGUUCAUGUUAUUCAUCGGGCAAAAUUAAUAUGCUUUAAUUUCACUGGUCA